CGGUCCUCCGGUGGGAGAAACGGCAGACCCGGGCAGUGCAAGCCGGGUUGCCUGCCCGACGAUACGGUCGCUCCGGGUUAGGUCGCGGUGAACCAUCCCCCUUUUUUCGCUGCAAAACCAGCUCGGCAUAUCACCUCGUGCGGGAAGCGUCGCUUUCCCUCUUGCGCCCUCCGGGCGCCCGCGGCGCGCACAUCCCCUUCCGGCUUCGCGCGACAGCUCUCUCUCUCUCUUUUUCGCCAGGGGAGAACAGUGGACCCGGUGAGCGCGCUGCCCGCGCCGAAGACGUAUCGUGGGAGCACGUGCAUCCGUGCGAGAGGUAGCCGAAGAGCGCGCUCGAGGGGCAUCUCGCGCGCAUCUCUUCACACUCUUCUUCGGAAGCUCGCGCUGCCGACAAGUAACAGAGUCACGCGGCGAGGCGACGGCGAGAGCCUGCGGCUUUGGGGCUGAAGGACGACGGUCGCAGGAGAUGCUCUCGCGGCAGGAGGCCGAGCCACAUGGCUCCAGCUCUCGCCAAUCAAGACAUUGCGGCCUUGAAGACGUCACGGAAUCCUUGUGAGCCGAGGUGCUUGUGAGUCAGCGGGUACGGCUGGCAUACGGGGGUCUUUAUGCCGGCAGGAAGCAGGAAGUGACGAGAGGCGUGACAGAAGCCUAGAGAUCCUCCGUAGUGAAUAGACAGGCUCGAGACACAACCGUCAGGAUGUUGCGCAACAACAUGAUAACGUCCUUCGUGAAGAAGAUGGUAACGACACAACCGGAAGCCGGCGCAUCAGGCUCGGUUACGCCGGAGGAGGGCGGCAAGACUCUCAGCAAGUUUUGGCAGUUGGGUAACAUCAUAGCGACGGGAAACGUGACGAAGCCAGCCAAGGUCACUCCGAUGGAGGACACUCAGCCCAAGGAGGAGUCAUCCCCGCUUGAAACCCUGAAAUUAAAGUCAGAAACGGUCGGCAAGAUAAGCAGCGGGGACGACUGCAGAGUAUGCCGGAAGUCCUUCGCCCCUGAGGAAGUCUCGCGAACUUGUUGCGAGUGUCUACACAAGGUCUGCGAGGACUGCGCCUCGUAUUCAACGACAACGAAUUCCGACGAUCCGUCUUCCUGGCGAUGUAGCGUCUGCCGCCGAAAGAUCGCUUCGAGGGACCAGCCGAUCGUGACGCAGGAGUCCACGGAUUCGCUGCUGGACGUGCCGAUCCUCGAGGCUCUCCAAAGGAGGCACAGCGACGCGCGACUCGGCCCCACCGGGAGUCAAAUCGGCGCGCUCGGAAGCGGACUAGCGCCGCCGCGGAGUCCGGAAAUUCGCAGACAUUCGGACGUCUCGCCGGCCAGUCUCAAGGAGCUCGAGAAGUUUCGAAAGGUUGCAGGGGAGCGCCGCGAGGAGCUCAGAUGGGAACGCGACCUGGACCGGAAGAGCAAGUCGAGGGGUGGCUCGCCCGACCGUCAUCAGGCUGACAGAGGCAGAGCGACCAGUCCCCAAAGGAUGUGCAUCAUACCGGCGCAGGCGGGUGGGAUGGAGCAGGAGUGCGGCGACCUGGACGACGAGGAGGAACGUCGACGUCGCGCUCGUCGCGGUGGCGGCACGAUCCGCCGUAAAUCGCACAUGACCAGGCAGAGGUCCUACGACGACGAGAUCAAAACCGCGGCCGCGAUGACCGGCGGCGGCGUGCAGCCCGCGCAUCCCGACAUCGGCCUAGGUCUUCCGGUUCAGCUGCCGAGACGAGCGUCCGCUUACGACGUUUACGCCACGCCCGGGAGCAGCGGCCUCAACGCGAUGGCCAUCGCCGCCGCCCAGCAGAGAGCAUCGAUCUCGGCGCAAGGCGUCCGAGAGCCUGAAGAGCGGCACCAAGCGCGCAGGUCGUCCUUUCGCGCGGUGAAGCCCUACGAGAUCGUGGCGGAUGAAGAGAAAAUGAUUAAGCUGGACUCGUCACCCGUAGCCGUGGCACCAGCUGUGAUUCAACCUCUGGUACCUGACGAGGAGAGGCGCACUCGACGAAGAGGCUCCCAAUUGCCCGAUAUAAACGCGAUAAGGGCGUUGACAUCGGCACCAGGCGCGGCAAAGGGCGUCCCUCCUACGGCAGUUAGCAGAGUGGCGGUCGAGGAACGAGAACUACCUAGGCAGGGCAGUCUGGUCGAUGGGGAAGGUAUCAAGAUCGUCAUUCAUGACGUCGACAGUGAUAUUGCACCGCGGAUGAACGCGAAGAGAAGAGUGAAACUGAGGAGGGAUCCGGUCAUGGACAAAGGGCACAGAACGCGCGGCUUCGGCAUGAGAGUGGUGGGCGGUAAGACAGGAUCAGACGGCCGCACCUUCGCGUGUAUCGUUUGGACCGUACCGGGCGGCCCCGCCGAGAAGGCCGGCUUGCAGCAAGGCGACAAGGUGUUGGAAUGGUCCGGUAUGUCUUUGAUCGACCGGAGCUUCGAGGAGGUGCAGCAGAUAAUCGAGCGAACCGAUGACGUGGCCGAAUUAGUGGUGGAGCACGCGACCGAUAUCAUCGGGGAUCUGCUGGACGAUCCACAGUCCGGCAAAGCACCGACGAAUUUGGGCUUGCUGAUGGAAACCGAAACGGACAAAGCACCUUCGUCGCCGACGCGCAGGAAACUGCCAAAGACGCCGGAGCAAAUAGCGAAGGAGAGGCAGGUGAGCGGUCGCAUACAGAUCCAGGUUUCGUACGAGGCGGAACGCAAAGAAUUGGUCGUCUCGUUUUUUAUGGCCGACGACUUGUGCGCCCGGGAAGACACUGGAUUCGGCACCUUGCCGGAGGCUUUUGCCAAGCUCGUCCUUGUGCCACCCUGCGGCGAUCCAACUCCACUGAGGACCAUAGUGGCCGAGCCGACCCAGAAACCUAUCUGGAACGCUACAUUGUUCUUCACCGGAGUUCCCGGCGAAAGCCUGAUGGAACGUGCGAUCGAGGUGACUCUCUGGGAUUAUUGUCCUGAUGGCGAUAAUGUGUUCCUUGGUGAAUGCACCAUCAAUGUCCAGCGAGCGCUCGAAAAUGAGAGAGCGGUCUGGUAUCGUCUGGAAGAUCCGCGCGGACUUCGAAUGGGAAAAUCGCCGUACUGUUCACCGCGUGGCUCGCUGUCGAUGGACGUCGCGCAGAGGUUGCUGAGAAAAGAACUGCGCGAUCGUAGCUACAGCGACGACACGCAGAGCGACAGUGGCAGUCCAGAAUUUGGAUAUCUACACCCGGACCACGCUUGGCACGCCAACUCUAGACGCGGUUCCAGCCAGUCCGAGCAGCUCGAGGUCGAGCCGUACGAGCUCAACCGGGAUUACAGCAGAUCCCUGCCGGGUAGCCGCAGGAGCAGCUUCCAAAGUCAGGCCGGCACUGAUAGCAAACGUGGAAGUAUGGGCGAAGUCGAUGCGACCGCCGUAAUGUAUUACAAUCGCGAUCGACGACGGAGCUCGUUCACCAGGCCUAUGAGGGACCCGGAGGAGAUCCUGGAGGGUCUGCGGUCCCUUAAAGCAGUCAAGGGCGAGCUCAGCAGGACCAUGAGCCUCUCCAGCGACAAGAGACGCGGCAGCCAUUACAUCUUUAGCGGAUCUAAAGGGGACAACAGGCGGGGUGAGCGCAAAGACAGCGUCAUGGAGAUUCCAGAGAGAUUUUACGAUAGAAACAGCGAAUCCGACGAGGACGAAAAAUGGAGUCAGUCGGCGGGAAAUGAAAAUGGCGUCGACAUAAAACUGGGUUGCGGACAGGUGCCGCCUAAGGGCUACAAAAUGAUCAGUGGUGCGCAUAACGGCGAAGUGAAGUUAGGCUUCUUUCUCUGCAAGGGAACCCUCGAGGUCGAGGUUAUCUGCGCCAGAGGCAUUUGUCCCGGGGAGAAGGAGGAGCCAGACACCUACGUGAAGACGUAUUUGCGCGACGGCGAGAGAUGGCUGCAAAAACGCAAGACUCGCGUGAUACGACACUCGAAGAGCCCGCAGUACCGCCAAACGCUCAAGUACGGCAGUUGCGAUGCGCUGGGCAGGGACCUGCUGGUAAUGUUGUGGGAGAAGAAGCAAGGCUUCGAGAGCAAUCAGGGAUUAGGUGGCGCCGAGGUAAACCUCGACCUUCUGCCGCUCACGCAAAUGACCAUCGAUUGGUACCCGCUCUUCCCGAUCCACACCCUCGGCACGCAAAACGCGGACUCGCCAUGAUGGUUAAGGGAAAAGUGGGCCCUAGAGGCCGGCGAGCUCGACCUCAGACUGAGCCUGUUGCUCAAAGACGAGGGCGAGUCCGUCGUCAAGAUCAUCUCUUGAUGGAAAUGGUGGCUGAUCGUACGAGCACGCUCGCUGGCUCGACUCCGCCGGCACGAUCUCGAUCUCCUCGAGACACUGGCGUUUCUUUUUAUUAUCGCAAGUCUGUGAAUGAUGCGACGAAACGCGCGUUGUUCCACAAGGCGAGCGAAACUUGCGCCGUCGCGCGGUCGUGCCCUCGAUCUCUCCGUGUUCUCACGGCUUCUCAAUCGUAACUCGGGAGUUCUAUCUUCACGGUAGCGUGCGCGGAUUCAAUCGCGUGGAAAAGUUCCUUCCAUUCAGUUGAUCAGUAGCAAUGCGCUGUGCAUGUCGGUCUUAUUAUGUUAGUUCUACUUUCCAUAGCGGAAGAAAGAAUUGAAGAAGAGAUAUCUGAUCAUUAAACGUUUUAUUAUUAUUAUUUGUCGAUGUUUGCGCGAAAACAAAUAAUGGA
Harpegnathos saltator (Jerdon's jumping ant) is the source of this 4655-nucleotide messenger RNA. RefSeq names its product regulating synaptic membrane exocytosis protein fife (gene Fife). Bases 698 to 4126 code for a protein of 1142 amino acids. The record is from RefSeq and is a predicted model, not a curated record. Gene Ontology annotation, molecular function: transmembrane transporter binding; small GTPase binding. Gene Ontology annotation, biological process: regulation of membrane potential; regulation of synaptic plasticity; calcium ion-regulated exocytosis of neurotransmitter. NCBI's taxonomy places the organism in Eukaryota, Metazoa, Arthropoda, Insecta, Hymenoptera, Formicidae. Gene Ontology annotation, cellular component: presynaptic membrane; cytoskeleton of presynaptic active zone. The transcript is spliced from 24 exons.